Messenger RNA from Exophiala oligosperma, 1532 nucleotides. RefSeq lists its product as uncharacterized. The transcript has a single exon. The coding region runs from base 93 to 986 and encodes 297 amino acids. NCBI's taxonomy places the organism in Eukaryota, Fungi, Ascomycota, Eurotiomycetes, Chaetothyriales, Herpotrichiellaceae. The record is from RefSeq and is a predicted model, not a curated record. Gene Ontology annotation, molecular function: phosphoprotein phosphatase activity.
UUGGUGCAACCACAUGCGUCACGUCACUGACGGCUAGUUUCCUACAGUAUUACCUGCCUAGGUACACAGAACUCGACCACACUUCUAUCGUUAUGGGAGUCGUUGCGGAACACAAGUUUGAUAGCCUUCUCAACUUUCGCGAUGUUGGCGCUCAUAUCAAUUCCAUCAUUGGGUCGGACGUUUUGAACACCGGCCUUUUCUUCAGAAGCGCUCGUCCAGAUGAAUGCAGUGCAUCCGAUCGUGAAUAUCUUACGGACGCCAUAAAGAUAAAGACCAUCAUUGACCUUCGCUCUAAAACUGAACAUAUCAAUGCUGCCAAAAAGCGGUCAGAAGUUGGCUUCAAUGCGAGAUCGACCGGUGUGCCUUCGUCCGGUGAAAAUGUCGAUCAAUUACAUCGAUUUCCAGGCGUGCAUUAUGCCAACGUCAAUCUCAAUGGCAAAGGGUUUGAACGACAUCUCAUAUGGCAGUUGAAAUAUACCAGCUUGGUCAAGCUAGUGUUUCUGAUGGCUCUAGGCUACCGCACUGAGGGUAUCUCAGUGCUGGGACGAGAAUUGAUGCAGCCUCGUGGACUCAUUGGCCUGGGUCUAGAUACUCUCGAUCAUAGCGGCCCUGAAGUCAAAGAAGUUUUCGAUGUCCUUGCCGACGAGAAUGCGUGGCCUAUCAUGGUGAACUGCACACAAGGCAAAGAUAGGACAGGCAUGGUAGUGCUGUUGGUCCUCCUCCUCUGCGAUGUCAGGGCGGAUGCCAUAUCGAAGGACUACGUCAGAUCCGAACCAGAACUGGAGCCUGAAAAGGCGGCGAGAAUGAAGGAGAUAUCGAGCAUUGGACUGGAUGAAUCAUUCGCUGCCUGUCCCCCGGACUUCUGUGAAAAGGUCGCCCAGCAUCUUGACUCUAUAUACGGCGGCCUUGACAAUUACCUUGAUAAGAUUGGAGUUACCCCGGAUCAAAAAGACUGUAUCAGGGGAAUAUUGAGAGUCCACCCAUGAAAGACACAUGGCAUCCUCGAUGAUAAAGGUCAACUCACCAGAGCAAUCGCAAUCGCGAAUUGGCGACAUUGAGGUCGACAUCAAGCCUCAUGAAAGAGUGAUUGGCUCCACAAGCAUGAAUUCCCAGCACGAGAGCAACCAUCCCUCUCAGUAGGGUAGAACAUGAAUUUCUAGCCCCUGGGACCGACCCCGGAUUACGAAAAGCCACUGUCUCAAAACGGAGUAGGACCUCUUUGCUUUGGUCAGCAUCGGUUUGCUUACAAGACCACUCUUAUUGGGCCAUUGAUUCGAAUCCUACGAUAAAUCCAUCCUUCUAAGCGACGUACCGAUAGAACCAUGCACUUUGCAUAGCGGUGAACGGCCGGCGAAGAAACACAAGGUUCACUGGACUGAGAAGAAGUUGACCUUGUUGAAGUAGCAUCCUGUGGUAUUUCAGACUUGGCUACAUAUAGCAAACGCCUGGUUACGAGUACAUACUACAUUGAUCAAUAAUGGGUGACUAAGUCGAUGUCGGUUUUUGCAAAAGCCCCCGAGGAAAUAAACCGG